AUGAGUAAUGUUACCAACCAAAAUGGAACAGGUCUAGAGCAGCAGCUUGCUGGUCUGGACUUGCAGCCUCAGGCUCCUAAGAGUACUGGCCGCUAUAUUCCUCCGCAUCUGCGUAGGCAGUUGGAGGCCAAAGGUGACGAAUCUAAGCGUCCCAGCUUAGAUUCUCGUCCUAGCGACGCUCGGGACAACCGUUCAUCAUACGGAGGCAACUCUAGGACCUACGACCGUGGUGGUCGGCGCGACGACCGCGACCGUGACCGCGACCGUGACUACGAUCGCGGCUACGACUCGCGAUUCCCGCGCAGAGACCGCGGUCGUGAUUCCGGAUAUCAAAAUGGAGACUCCGAGCGGUGGGUGGAGCCGGAGCGCGGGGGCGGGGGCGGGGGUGGUGGUACCAGGGAGGCUCCGAGCGGGGGCCGCAACAUGCCGUCUCGCGACGUGCGACGCGACGAGGAUUACAACGAACCGCCGCAGCCGCGCAACGAUCGCUGGAAGGAGCCGGAGCCGCGCGAGGAGCGACCGCACUCCCGCUGGUCCGACGACGUGCGACGUUCCUCGUCGCGCCGGGACGAGAACGAUUGGACAAUCCCGCUACCUCGCGACGAGCGGCAGGAGCUGGAGCUGUUUGGCACUGGAAAUACGGGCAUCAACUUCUCGAAAUACGAGGAUAUACCGGUUGAGGCCAGCGGCGAGAACGUCCCGGACUUCAUUACAAGUUUCGAGGAUGUUAACCUGACAGAAAUAAUGCGUUCGAACAUAGCGCUAGCCCGCUACGACAAGCCGACACCGGUGCAGAAGUACGCGAUACCGAUCGUUCUGGGGCGUAGGGACGUGAUGGCGUGCGCGCAGACCGGCUCCGGCAAGACCGCGGCCUUCCUUGUACCCAUCCUCAACCAGAUGUAUGAAGCGGGACCCGUUAAGCAUAUGGGCCCCGGUGUCAAACGCAAACAGUACCCACUCGGCCUCGUGCUAGCCCCGACACGCGAGCUCGCCACACAGAUUUACGACGAGGCAAGAAAAUUCGCGUACCGCUCGCGCGUGCGACCCUGCGUGGUAUACGGCGGUUCCCCGAUCCAAGACCAGUUCCGCGAGCUGGACCGUGGCUGCCACCUGCUGGUCGCGACGCCGGGCCGCCUCGUGGACAUGCUGCAUCGCGGACGCGUGGCACUUGACCACUGCCGACAUCUCGUUCUCGAUGAAGCUGACCGCAUGCUGGACAUGGGCUUCGAGCCCCAGAUACGAAAGAUCGUCGAGGGCCACACGAUGCCCAAGACCGGCGAACGGCAGACUCUCAUGUUCUCGGCGACGUUCCCCAAGCAGAUUCAAGAGUUAGCCCAGGCUUUUCUCUAUAAUUACGUGUUUCUCGCCGUCGGUCGCGUCGGUUCGACCUCUGAAAAUAUUACCCAAAAGGUGGUAUGGGUAGAAGAAGCAGAUAAAAGGUCCUUCCUUUUGGAUUUACUCAACGCGUCCAACUUGCUUAAUCCGUCACGGCCAGAAGAAGAUCAACUUACCCUUGUCUUCGUUGAGACAAAAAAAGGUGCUGAUCAACUCGAGGACUUCCUAGACGCAGAUGGGUACCCAGUGACGUCCAUUCAUGGUGACCGCUCGCAGCGCGAGAGAGAGGAAGCCCUCCGUCGCUUCAGAUCGGGACAGACACCGAUUCUUGUUGCCACUGCCGUUGCUGCUAGAGGCUUGGAUAUACCACACGUACGUCACGUAAUCAACUUCGACCUGCCGUCGGACGUCGAGGAAUACGUGCAUCGUAUCGGUCGUACGGGCCGCAUGGGUAAUCUCGGGGUCGCCACAUCGUUCUUCAACGACUCCAACCGCGGCCUGGCGAGGGAACUCGUUGAGUUACUUAUUGAAGCGAAGCAGGAUGUGCCUAAUUGGCUAACGAGCGCAGCAGUGGAGGGUCGGCUGGGUGGUGGUGGACGGCGCGCGGGCAGUCGCUCGGGCGGCGGUCGCUUCGGUUCCAGCAGCUUCGGCGCUCGAGACUUCCGGACACAGUCGCGGCAGGCUCCGCGCUCUGCUGGCCCCUCCAGCAUCAACUCUGGCUUCGCCUACGGUGGUGGCGGUUCAUACGGCGGGAACUACGGCGGGUCUUACGGCGGCGGUGGAGGGGGCAACAGCGGAGGCACUGACUGGUGGGGCGACUCUUAAGCGCCUCGCCUCGCACCGCCCGCCUGCUUUACUGCAUCUACCUUCCGUACCUCGGUACUUAGGCAGAGUCCCCCUUACAAUAUGUUAUCAUUCCUGAACUACCCAGUCACGAAACCGAGUCACAACAUUCUUGUUUCUGUAUUUGACAUAAUUUAUUACUUGAGGCUCUGCUCUAAAUAUCAUCCCAAAAUGUGCCACCUUCGUGUUAUUUUGCACUCUAAACAUGCGUCUAGAUUAAUGUGUUGUAUUCGGAGAGUAGGGAUAAAAUAUAUCGGUGAUCACGCUUAUAUGGAGAGAGCGGUGCGAUUAAUAUGUGUUUGUGUGACGCGCCGUAAGCGCUGAAUCUCAGGUGCGCGGCUCGCGGCAGCGUCCAUUUCUUAAAAUCGUUUAUAUAAAUUCAUCAGGCAUAUUUGCCUAUAUUUUAGACACGCAAGGCAGUUGCGAUCAAUUACGGACUCUCGAUUAGCGUGUUAUGAUACACGUUUCGUUUGCAUUGCGUCGGAUUGGUCGUGGCUCGCACGCGUUUUAUCAUUUCUCAGUAAUGAUGUGAGUAGUCGAUUAAUAUAGAAAUAUUUUUGAUGUUUGAUCUGUAUCGUGAAUCCGUUCGAAUGAUGUAUCUAUGUAUUUCAAUUUUUCUAUUUUCUUACUGUCUCGUUGCUGAUUCACUACUUCCGAUUAUAAAAUUUUGAAGCAUUUAUGCACCCUAAUGUCGAUGUGUAGCUAUUUAUUGCAGUAGAUAAUGUCGAAAAUACCGAUACAGUAUCAUAAUAAUGUACUAAAUUUUAUCUGUAGAAAUCCCAUUAUGUAACAUCUGUCAACAUCGUGGUAUAAUAAUUUGAAUGUGAAUUUACCAAUAAAAAUUAAGAAACAAGAUAAA
Molecule: messenger RNA, 3037 nt
Organism: Melitaea cinxia (Glanville fritillary)
Lineage: Eukaryota; Metazoa; Arthropoda; Insecta; Lepidoptera; Nymphalidae
Gene: bel
Product: ATP-dependent RNA helicase DDX3Y
Exons: 14
Coding region: 1-2160 (719 amino acids)
Biological process (GO): gamete generation; cell differentiation
Cellular component (GO): P granule; nucleus
Molecular function (GO): ATP binding; RNA binding; RNA helicase activity
Source: RefSeq, a predicted model, not a curated record